UACUAAUUAAGUUUGUAUCCCCCUCACAUUCUCUCAACUUCUUAUACUUUGUGAUUGCAUAUUGCAGGAAAAGCGCUUCCACAAUUGGCUUGAAAAUGCAAGAGACUGGGCUGUUAGUCGUAGUAGAUUCUGGGGUACGCCACUUCCUGUGUGGACUAGUGACGACGGCGAGGAAACAAUAGUAAUGGAUUCCAUUGAUAAACUUGAAAAGCUUUCUGGUGUAAAGCUGACUUGCAUCGUCACAAAAUUGAUCAUAUCAGUAUCCCGUCAAGUCAUGGCCCUAGUUUUGGAGUGCUUCGACGCGUUGAGGAUGUGUUUGAUUGUUGGUUUGAGAGUGGAUCGAUGCCAUAUGCAUAUAUCCACUAUCCAUUUGAGAAUGUUGAGCUCUUCGAGAAGAACUUCCCCGGGCAUUUUGUGGCUGAGAGGUUGGAUCAAACUCGUGGCUGGUUAGUUUCUUGUCAUUUGUUUGUGUACUUAAUCAAUCUCUAUUUCCCUUCUUGUACAAGGGUUUCUAUCCUGCUAGUUCCUAGAUUAGGGCUUGUGAAUUUGGGGUAGUUGAGUGACUUGAGUCCUACUACCACAGCUAUCCAUGGGUGAACACCGUAAUCUUCAUUAGUAGUUCCCUACAUCACGGCGGCUUCUUAAUGAAAUUUAUAUUACUUGU
Molecule: messenger RNA, 664 nt
Organism: Rhododendron vialii
Lineage: Eukaryota; Viridiplantae; Streptophyta; Magnoliopsida; Ericales; Ericaceae
Product: isoleucine--tRNA ligase, cytoplasmic-like
Exons: 3
Coding region: 185-451 (88 amino acids)
Biological process (GO): isoleucyl-tRNA aminoacylation
Molecular function (GO): isoleucine-tRNA ligase activity; ATP binding
Source: RefSeq, a predicted model, not a curated record